This is a messenger RNA of Salvia hispanica, 925 nucleotides long. RefSeq lists its product as uncharacterized. The record is from RefSeq and is a predicted model, not a curated record. NCBI's taxonomy places the organism in Eukaryota, Viridiplantae, Streptophyta, Magnoliopsida, Lamiales, Lamiaceae.
UAGCGGGCCAGGCCCGAAAUGAUUCCAGUAUUGAAUUCCGCUUCUCCCCCAAUUUUCUUUUCUUCCAAGAAUUCUUCAUUUGUUCAAAACCCUAGAAAUCUAAUUAAUUGAUUUGUGAUAUCACGAAACGAUCAGUCUUGAUCUCUAUUCAGUGGAAUUAAUCGUAUUGGAAAGAAAAAUGGCGCUGACUAAUUUCAUACUUACUGUGGCCGGAGUGAGCGCCGUCGUGCUGCUGCUGCGGAGCGAUGUGAAGCAGUCCGCCACCAUCUUCCGCCGAAACGUCCGCCAAAUCCGCAGCUGGCUCGAGGAGGAAUCCGCCUCCGCCGCUAAGGAAAUAGAGAAGAAGGCAAAACCCAAGGAAAUUUCAGAGAAAGAUAUCCCCAAGAAAGACUAAGCGUUAGGUUCAAUUUACGUCUAGCACAGCUCCCGUCUUUGUCAUGAUCGUUAGCAUCACAACCAACUAAGCUUUAAUGUGUAGAUUGUAGAAUCUACAGCAGAGGAAGUGGAUCUGGUGAUUAGUGCCUCUUUUUUCCAAGCUGGUUGAGUUUUGGUGUUUUACUGCGACUUUGAACUGAGUUGAUCAAUAUGAGUGAUUUUACCUUGGCCUCGUACCUAUCUAUGUUCUCAUGUUUCAGGAUUUCCUCAGCUCUUUAUGCUCGUCACUUGCUCUUAGUUGUUGAUCCCAUAGUUGGAUUUUCUUGUUACAUAAACGUCAUGUUCAAAAUCAUGUUUUUAAUUAGUAAGAGUGGCAUGUUCAAAAUGAGUCGAGUAGAUAUGAGCUUCGUCACUGGUCUUGUUGUGUCGGACGAUAGAGGUUCAGUUUUUUGUAAUGUAAUACUACUACUCCAUAUUAGAUCUGGUGGUGACAGUUAACAGCUGGUGAUAAGCUAAUAUAUGAAACUAUGAUUACAAGAUUUUACUUUUA